UGCGGACGCGCGCACUGUACACCGCUACUCGCAGCACUCCUAGUCCGCAGUUGCGUUUAGUCUCCCAGCUGAAAGCAUCUCUGUGGUGCUGACGUUUUUCUUCACUUUACAGCCUGUUGUUUACUCUUUUUUCCUAACGUUUUUUUAUAUUGGAUAGCGGAUUCACACCUUGAAAAUAAACCGAAUCAACCAUGGUAGUGGAAGGCUGUACCAAGUGUAUCAAAUUCCUGCUGUUUUUCUUCAACUUUAUCUUUUGGCUGGCUGGAGGUGUUAUACUUGGUGUGGCUUUAUGGCUACGACAUGAUCAGCAGACCAGCUCCAUUCUUGGCCUGAAGUUGGAUGACAAUGAACCAGCUCCAAGCACGUUUUACAUCGGUGUCUACAUCCUAAUCGCUGUUGGUGCAGUUAUGAUGUUCGUUGGCUUCCUUGGCUGUUAUGGUGCCAUCCAGGAAUCACAGUGCCUCCUUGGAACGUUUUUUGCCUGUCUGGUAAUCUUAUUUGCUUGUGAAGUGGCUGCUGGAAUCUGGGGUUUCAUUAACAAAGACAAGGUUGCUUCAGAGUUGAAGACAUUCUACAACUCGGCUUAUACAAAAUCUGUGGAGCCACCCUUACUGUCCAGUCCAGAGGCCACAGAAAAGGCCAAGCAUGUUGUCAAAGUCUUCCAUGAAUCGCUGAACUGCUGUGGAGCGGAUGAAUUCUUCACCAAAGGCCUAUCAUUGCUUACUGGUGAAUGCAGUGGCAAGGCAAUUACACUUCCUAAUUGUCACACAAGGAUUGAUGAACUUUUUACAACAAAGCUAUAUAUUAUUGGCAUUGCCGCUUUAGUAGUCGCAGUAAUUAUGAUCUUUGAGAUGAUUUUCAGCAUGGUUCUGUGCUGCGGUAUUCGAAACAGCUCUGUAUACUAAUGUGAUGCAGGUUUUCAUCUUCAGUACAAAUACCAUGAAAAACACCUAAGAAUUUUUUGUGUUAUCAUUUUCAAAUAUUAUAAUUUGCUUGCUCAUAUAUUUACGUCUUAUAAUAUUUGUAGCUGUUUUUUUAUGUACAAAAAAGUUACCUUUUGAAGUGUUUCAUUUUAUGUUGACAAUUGGAUGUUGCCCACAACAGUGUGAUCCAUCAAACAAAGGAAUGCAUCAGAAGUAUACAGUAUAUUAAUUGAGAUAUCUAAAGUUAAAAAAAAUAAAACUUAAUUUUCUACUGAAUCUUAAUUCAGAAUAAUGCUCAUACUUCAGAAAUGAUCCAGCAGAGAUUGAUCUUCUGAUAGUCUUCCAAGCCCAAGGCAAACUGCAAACCCAUCUUAGAGGUUUUCAGACUAGUCUGCAUGCACCUCAUUAAUAAAGGUGUGGUGUCUGCACUCAAGUACUUUUAAAUUUAGGGCAGAGAUCAAGAAAGUUGUUAUCUACAGCAGUAGAGUCUUGCAGCUAGAUAUACUGCAGCCCUGUGAAUUAGCUGUUAUAUCCUUCCUAAAAGUCUUGUGUAGACAUGCCCACUGUGCUUGCUUUGUCGUAAAAGGAUUUACAUAGCAGAAAAUUAAUGUAGGUACUGUAUGUCAGUUUGAAAAUAAUCAAUUCAUGUAGCUUUUUCUGACUAAUUCAUUUUUAAGAUCAAGGGGAACAAAAACUCAUCCUGUUAGCAUCGGGUGAAAUCAGCAACCAGUACCAAACUAAGAUGCGUUUCCAUUGCAUGGCAACCCCUCUCAUCUUAGGUCUCCUUGGCUGGUUUGCUUCCAUUGUUGGUAUGUCUUUGAGAAGUCUGGGGAGAACCAGAAAACAUGGAAGCCUGUGCAGUUCCAUUGAACCUCCCAAGCAGUGACCAGUAGAGGAGCUAGACUAAUUGUCCUGGGUUUAUGAGGUUCCACUAUUUGUUAACCUAGAAAAUGUUUUAAUUGAUAACAAUUCUAGAAAAGCAAAUUUUAUUUUUUUUAACAUUGUCCAAGUGAAGGAAAGAACACUUACUCAUGGGUUGCAUUGUCAAUGAUCUGCCAAAAAUCUGUUGAAAAUAAGAUGGUAAUUGUGGCUUUGGGGUGAAAGUAAUUAAUAUUAAUAUUGUGACCCAUACAAUUUUUACUUUUUGUUGAAAAUUGUUACAUCCUGUGUAGGUAACUGAAAUGUUGAUAUUUAAAACAGCAGGCAAUUACUUUGGUAUUUUGUGCUUGCAAACCAAGCAGAGCCCAAACCUGUUGAACUUUCCCCACUUAGUCCAGAUUUUGAAGGUUUCACGUUUAUCAAGAUGGGCACUGGUGAUUUCCUGUGUUGUUGUUUGUGCAAACCAGGCAGUAGCAUUGUUUAAGUUACCCUAAAAUAAAUGAUUAAUGAUGUUUGGAAUCCAAUAAGUUGUUCUUUUCUAUGUAAAUGUUAUCAUUUCAAGUUUUUUGUUCUUAUGUAAAUAACAUGUUUGAUUUUGGAAUAUACCAAAAUUCCAAAGAAAUCACAAACAAUACAUUUCAUAUGUUUUUGGUGAUGCUUUUAAACUCAUGUCUUGUCUGACUUUAAAUUCAUUUCAAGUUAAAAUUAAUCUUGUAACAUGUACAGUUAUAUAAAACUAUAAAAGUUAAUGUGUUGAAAUGUUUAUCUAUAAAUAUAUAUAAUUUCCCUCUGGUACUCUUGUUAUUAAAAGGAACACAAGUGAGUCUUUAAAUUUGACACCUUUGCUAUUUGUCACUGUCAGUUUUAUUUUUUUUAUAUCUGUAUAAGAUCAAAUUAGGAGUGCCAGACACACUUUCUAGAGGUCUGCAGUAGCCACUGAAGGCGAUUUCAUGCUUGUUUCCUGUUUUCUCACUCUUCAAAGGCUGUGCUUGGCGCUAAUCUUAACACUUGCUCAUAUGCACUCAUUCUUAGCUUUCAUUAUUUUUUCUGUUCUCUUGAAACGCAGUGCAUCUUCUCCCUAGCUUCUGUUCAAGCAUUGUUGGUUUAUAAAGCAGACAGAAUGCAGAAUACUUACACAGAAACAUGUAACUAGACAGUUCAUUCUUUAGAAUGUGUACAUACCAGUGCUCUUCAUGGUUAGGCUACAUUUUUAGACAGCAUUUAGAGACUAAAUUCAUGAAUUUGUUAAAGCAGCACACAACAGUUUUAUGAGCUUAAGUUGGUCCUUUACAUGUGGGGAUAGAGAUUUAAGAAGCGUGAUUAAGUAAGGAGUGAAAUUCAUGAAAAACAUUUUACCAACAUCAUAUUAGGAUUUGAAAACCUGCAGAACCUUGGAUCCUCUAGGAACUGUGUUUGACAUCUUUAAUUUGUGCACAUACUGUAUUAGUGUUUCUGCAUGCUGGGCUUGAAAAUUUGCCUCUAAUUGAUGUUUACAGUUGCUUUUUCUCUGAGUGCAUCUCCUUACAUCUCCUUAUUAUCCCCAUCAUUGUGGAGAACUGCUUGUUCUCAUAUUACCGAAAUGUCUCUUGGCCUUUGCUUGGCUGUGAUCCCUCAGUGUAAUCACUGAGGUUCAGAAUUGAAAACACCUAAUAACUUAGGUUAGGGUGUAUGUGAUGUGCCAAGCAACUUUUAUCUCCUAGUAAUGGAGUAUCAUACUGUAAAAAUCACCUAUUUGCCUUUGGAAAGAAAACAUCAUUGUCUUCAAUGUUUCUCUAUAGCUUGAAUUAAGUGUAUUAUAUAGAAUAUACCAUUUAUUUAGGUUUUUGUGUUUUUCUUUUUAGGUUUUUGUGCAUAUUUGUGAGGUCUGUUUAGUUGUAUGUUUUUCUAGUAUAAUGACUUUUUACAAAUCUUUUAAAAAAAUCAGCAGGCGAGAUACACAAAAAUAAACUCUUUUGAGACUGUAUGCUGUUUUACUGCAUAUGUGCCUCCUUUAUCAAGAUUAUAUUGGGCAGAAGACUGGAUAUUUUGAUUUCAUAACUUAUUACAGUGGCCCACAUUACUUUAAUUGAAAACAUGAUAUUUUAUUCAAGUGCAUGCAUUUCUUUAAAAACCUUGCAAGUAUGACUCGAGUUCACAGAAUAAACAGGACAAGAUUGUAAUCUUUUGUCUAAUAUGACCUUGGACAGAUGCAUAUUUUCUUUUGUAUUCCUAGCAUAUAAAUGAAAGAAGUGAUGAAGGAAUGACUUUGUUUUUUAGGGUAGUGAAUGGUAACGGUGGAGUCCAGAGAUAAGAGAUCCUAAGUGACAAAAAUCUUCUUAAAUAUUGAAAGGUGAUUGUCUGCCACUUGUCUUUUUAGCCAGAGUAUGUCUGUACGGAGGGCGACAGAUUAACUGAGAACAAUAGCACUGGAUUCAUCUAGACUGUAACAUUUCAAUUUUCUAAAUAACUACUUUUGGAUGUUUUGUUAAGAUUCAGUGAAAUAUUUUAAUGGGGACAGAUUUGAUAUUUUUUUCUAACAAUGGAAAGUAAAAAGUAAAUGUGAAAGCUGUCAACUUUUUAUAAUUAGCUCUAUACUUUAUUAGAAUCUUUUUCAUUAAGAUUAGGCCAUUAAACACUGCAGUAAAUUGUAGCACUUUAGAAAUCAGUGUGACAAGAUGAUAGAUAGGGAAUUCUUGACAAAUAACACAACAGCCUCUGUGUGACCAGGGGCACAUGGCCAUCUAACCAUUUCUUGGUAUGUGAGAGACCUACAGCAUCUUGGACUGCACUGUGGUGUCUUUGUUGAGCUUUGCCUGUGCGCACCUUCAGAUAAAAAGUUUCUACAGUGGAAGUAAAACGUGGUGGAGAGUUGGCUUUGGAAAAAAAAAAAAAUCUUGGGACCUUGUUAUGCUUGUCAUCAGCACGUUACUGAAGAAUAUUGGUCUUGCAUUUUAUUGUAAUUGUUAAAGAUGCAUCAAUUUUUAAAUCUUCAAAAUCCAAUCCAGGGUCGUUGGGAUUUGUUAAAGUGUGCCUUUCAAACUGAGACUUUCGGUGUUUGGUCAGUGGUGUCUGGACUUAAAUAUUUUUCAUGUCAAAACCUUUUUCUAAAACAUUUGAGUCAGGGGGCACCUUCCAAAAAUGGCAUCGACAUGAUGAUUUAUCACUUAUUUGCUUGAAAAAGAUCAUUCUUUAGCUUGUAUUUCCAUAACACCAGUAAUUCAACACACAGUUGUUCCUUGGGAAAGCUAACACUGUAAAAAUAUUGUAAAAGCUAUAUUGGUCUGUUUUAAAGGAUAGCAUUUGCUGCUGUUGCACAGAAGUUGAACUUAAUUUGGUGCUGGGACAGCGAGUAUUGUUAAUGUGUAGCCACCCGGAAUAGGUUGUAUUCCAGACAUGUCUGUAAUCUAUAAAUUAUAUAAAUUUAAUUUCUGUACAUUUAAGACCAUAAUCCCAAUUCAAACCUAGAAAAAGGCCAAAUAAAAAACAAUGCUCUUUUCCAUCAAUGCGUAGAUGCUGCAGUGCAACUUAAACUCUGCUCUGCUCUGAGCCGAUCUGUUCCUCUGUAGGCUAAGUCAUACAAAUGGGUAAAACUGGCACCAGGCAGCAAAACUGAACAAGAAUAGGAGCCUGUAACACUAACUUGGGAACAGUUGUUCAGAGUGACUGGACUGGAUGCAUUCAGCAAAGCUUCAGAGGUGGUUACUGUAGAAAAACAAGAUGAUUCAAGUAUGGUGUCAGUGUAUGGAAAAGCUAGUGAGCAUGCACUUGCUUUAAAUUGCAGUUAAAGCUUAGGUUCGGUCUGAAGGAGUUUCACCACUCUUAGAUUUUUAGACUGGAGACUGUUAAACCUUAUUUCUUCAAUCAAAAUACCCUCUUUGGUGUUUUUCAACGUUCUGAAAAAAUCUCAGAACGUUUUCUUGUGUAAAUAAAUGCAUUGCAUCUUUUAUUUGUGUGUGAGGCAUGCACUGCCCCGAUACUAACCAUAAAGAAGCAAAGUCAGGGGUGCCACUUGAUAGGCGCGCACCUCAAAUCGGCCCAACUGUCUAGAUAGUACCAGAUAGCUCUGAAUUCCUUGUGUCCACUUUUUUUUUUUUUUGGCCUGCUUUCCUGUUCAAAACGAAUGUGCCUGCUAUAGCCUACUGCUUUAGAUUUCAUGUUUGCACACCUUGAGACCUUAUGUAUGGUUAUGCACUGUAACUGUUAAGGUGAGAUAUGUACUGUUGACAAUUUGUUCUUUUUUCAUUAGGUGUUAAAGCUAAGAAGUACAUUUCUGUAACAGAGUUACACAUUAUUUUCAAGUGAAAAUUCCAUUUGGCUAAAUAACCAGAGCUUUUAGUUGUUAAGUAAUAGACAUUGCUGUUAAGACAUUUUCAUUGUGGCAUGGUGUCUACUGUGUGUCAAAGCUCAGGAUUGCUGUCCACUGUAAUUUCCCUGGGACCUAUCAACACCAUGAUUGUAUUUUUUCUUUUUUGUCAAAUAUUGACUCAUUAUUUUUCAGAAUAUUAAUGUCAUGUUAAUAAAGAAAUAAAUCACUUCGAAGUUGUGCA
Messenger RNA from Polypterus senegalus (gray bichir), 6328 nucleotides. RefSeq names its product CD81 molecule a (gene cd81a). Gene Ontology annotation, cellular component: membrane. The transcript has 8 exons. The record is from RefSeq and is a predicted model, not a curated record. Lineage: Eukaryota; Metazoa; Chordata; Cladistia; Polypteriformes; Polypteridae. Bases 192 to 905 code for a protein of 237 amino acids.